This is a messenger RNA of Dendroctonus ponderosae (mountain pine beetle), 2006 nucleotides long. Its product is annotated as bis(5'-adenosyl)-triphosphatase enpp4-like. The transcript is spliced from 7 exons. The record is from RefSeq and is a predicted model, not a curated record. Lineage: Eukaryota; Metazoa; Arthropoda; Insecta; Coleoptera; Curculionidae. Bases 91 to 1542 code for a protein of 483 amino acids.
UCACGCUUGCUUGUCAAUUGAUUCCUUCACUGACAGCUCGGGGAGUAAACAUUGCAAAAGGGGCCCCCUUUCCAAAGAGCAGCGCCAGCAAUGUGGCCAAGUGCAGCCCUGCUGUGUUGUGUUUGCAUCAGUUGUGCCCAUGCCCUCUCCAAUCACCCCAUUCUGGUUGUGGUGUCUUACGAUGCGUUCAGGUACGAUUUUUUCGAACAGCGGCUGCCCCACAUGGAGCAGGUCCGUGCUCAGGGGGUAUACGCCGAGUACUUGAUCAACGUGUUCCCAACUAAAACUUUUCCCAAUCAUCACUCCAUUUCCACCGGAUUGUACACGGAGGUGCAUGGAGUGAUUGGCAACUCCUUCUAUGAUUCCGCCUUGAAAAAUGUGGUGGGCAUGGGAUUUGAAAUGUACCACUACAAUGACGACGUUAAGCCCAUUUGGAGGCUGAAUGAGGACUUGGGUGAGGGUAGGCAUUCAGGAGCAGUCAUGUGGCCGGGCAGCAACUUUCCCUACCAGAACAAGACCAUCACCUGGACGCUGCCCUUCGAGGCUGGAUACGACUGGCAAAAACGGGUGGAUCAUGCCAUCAGCUGGAUUCUGGAUCCGUUCAGGCCUGCCAAUCUGGUGAUGCUCUACUUUGAGGAACCGGACACGCAUGGACAUGCCUUUGGACCCAACUCCGAAGUUGUGCGCACCCAAGUUCAUAAACUGGACAAUAUCACCGGGUACUUGCACGAACAACUGCACGCCCAUGGGUUGAGCGAUUUGGUGAACGUGAUCCAUGUGAGUGAUCAUGGAAUGACCGCAGUGACGCCGCCUCGCUUCAUCAACAUCACCCAGUAUAUGCAGAAUGGGACCUAUGAAUGGGCUGGCGCCAGCCCUGCCAUCCAGAUCACGCCCCAUCAAGGACAUGAGCAGGAGAUUUACAGCGGCCUGAAGGCAGCUUCUAGGCGAAACGGCCACUUUGGGGUCUACAACAAGUCCGAGUACCUGGAAAGGUGGCACUACAAGAACAAUUCGCGGUCGCCCCCUAUACUGGUACUAGCGGACGUUGGCUAUGCUCUAGAUGACCUCAUUAGGGCCGCCCCACGGUUUGCUGAAAAGUACAACUUCACUUUGACCAACAGUUCGGAAUUCGGGGUGCAUGGAUAUGAUUACACGGAGACUCAGAUGCACCCGUUCUUCAUGGCUGUGGGGCCUCAAAUCCGGCAACAUACCAAAGUGGAGCCCUUCCAUACGGUGGAUCUAUUCUAUUUAUUCUGCGCCAUUCUCGAUCUGCCUGCACCUGCCAACAACGGUUCGAUUAUUCCAACUCAGCUGGUUUUGCAGCCGAUGCCCGGCAGGUUUCGCGUUGGAACCAUCGUGAUGAUCAGCGUAGGUGGAGUGUUGCUGGUUUUAAUCCUAGUGAUUCUGACGGUUGUUUUUACGCUGAUGCUGAUCAAGCGGCAACAGAACAUCACAACCACUGCCGCGUUGAAUAAGCGGUUUCCGCAAACGUUCCAGAAUUAUAUCGAGGCGCAACACCUUCUGGAGCCCGAAGACGCUUAAUCAGUCCGCAGGUACAAUUUUCUACUCUAACGUUUGUUGCGUUGCUCAAUACUUAAGUAAUCAACGGCUUCGGAGCCGAUGUGAUCGACAGUACGUCCAAGAAAUCCAAUAAUAAUGGCCUGUUGGCCUGGUCGCUUUGGACAAUAACACAGUAGAUUAGUAGGUUUGUGGGUGAGGAAUUUGCGCAAAUUAGUUUGCGCGAACGAGGCUGCUCUCUUGUUUUUUCCAAAACUCCACAUUGUUGAGGCCGGUGCGUUUCAAAACAUUUCAUGGAGGUAGUUUGCCUGAAAUUAAGCGUCGUUGGAAGGUCUAUCAAGCUUUCUAGUGAUUAAUUAGUUAACUGUCUAUCGCACAACAGAUCAAAGUGCACGAUUUCGUUCAGAAGCGGCAUGCCAAAAGACAAAGUCAACACCUGGGUGAUAUUAGUUGUUAGAAUGUUGAGCGAUUAAAGUUGUAAGCAAUCA